UGAGUCCAGAUCCAGACCAUUUGAUUGGCUGAAGGGACGUUAGCAUAGCAACCGCUUAGCGUCGUCUAGGAUCCUAGCAACAAGAACAAAAAUGGGGGAAGAAGUUGAGCAAGUUUUGUCCAAACGAAUUUUUAUCAACAAUGUUGACAAAUAUUCGUCAAAGUUUAUCGCUAAGUAUCUGUCCACCUGCGUAGCCGGCGAGUCCUCCGAGGAGGCCGAGCCCGAGGAGGAGCCUUCCUCUCGGUCCUCCGAAGGGCAGACAGCCGAGUUAGGGACCUUCAAAAUAGUGGGAACCGUAUCCGCUUCCAGUAAGGAGAAGUUAAGCUUUCUCCAACAUGCAUAUCCCUCACCAAGUCGCGGCGAGUUGCUGGGACACCUCCUACAAUGUGACGUGGUGGUGUACAACAUCUCAGAGAGCACAGCCAGCGACCAAGUGGAAGAGGCCACCUGGGCAUUAACAGAACUUCACAGCAAGAUGGGGAGCUUCCAGUCCCAGAAAUUAUUCAUCCUAGUGUCAUCAGUGAUGACAUGGGCCUUGACCAAGCCGCCCAAGGACGAUCCGGACGCCCAUCUAACGGAUGAAGACUACCGUAGGAGAAGGCCACACCCCAGCUUCAAAGAUCACAACACCCUGGAGAAACUUGUGCUCAAACUGGGCAGGGAAAAGAAGUCGAAGCUCAGCGGAUACGCAGUGGCCAGCGGCCUUCAGUACGGCAGAGGAGAGAACAUCUUCCAUUACUUCUUCAAGGCGUCUUGGUCCAUGCCCCUUGAUAAAUUGCCACUCUUUGGCCCCGGCCUCAACCAAGUUCCCAUCAUACAUAUAAACGACCUUGCAAGUGUGAUUCAAAACACCAUUGACCACAAGCCAAAGAGCCACUACAUCCUGGCUGUGGAUGACUCAAAGAACACACUGGAAGAAAUUGUCAUGAUGAUCAGUGAGACACUUGGGCCAGGCAAAAUCCAAAGGUUACCCAAAGAGGAAGCCAUACUCAUGCGUGCCUUGGAGCCAGAGGAGCUGGAGUGCCUGAGCGUGGACCAGGGGAUGGAGGCCCCCCUGCUGAAGGACCUCUUCAACGUCCGCUGGACGUCUGAGAGCGGCAUGGUGGAGAACAUGGAGCGCAUCGUGAGCGAGUACAAGCACUUCAGGCAGCUCCUGCCAAUUCGAAUCUUCCUCACUGGACCUCCAGCCGUGGGUAAAUCCACCGUCGCCCAGAAGCUGUGCGACUACUACAAGCUGCACCACAUCAAGGUGGAACAGCUCAUCAGGGAGAAGAUCCAGCAACUUGAGGAGAUAUUGAGUUCUGUUGACCAGCCUGAGAACAGUGGUGAAGAUAUGCAGGCGGUGACACAGGAACAACUGGAGGCCAUUCAGGAGAGCUUGGUGAUGGACCAAGGUGUAUUGGCUGACCACCUCAUGAUCCCAAUUCUACAAGAAAAGUUAAACUCCAAGCCCUGUGCCCAUCAAGGGUUUGUCUUGGACGGCUUCCCUGAGACCUAUGAGCAAGCCAAGAUGAUCUUCCUUGAUGAGGACUCAGAUGGAGAGGAAGGGAGGUCCAAAAUCCCUGGGUGCAACAAGAGAAUCACCCCAGAACAUGUUUUCGUCCUGGACGCAUCGGACACGUUCCUGUCGGAGAGAGCGCAGUCCCUGCCGCAGGGCGCGGCGGAGGAGGCGGGGUACACUCGCGAGGCGUUUGUGCCCCGCCUGGCCCAGUACCGGCUGACCACCAGCCUGGAGGAGACCCUCUGGGACUACUUUGACGAACAGGAGAUCCACCCUGUGCACAUCGAGGUGACCUUCGAUGACCCUGAGAGCGAGGCGGUGCUGAAGAUGAUAACGGAGGCGGUGGGUGAGCCUAAGAACUACGGCCCCAGCGAGGAGGAGCUGGCGGAGAAGGCCCGCCGCCUGGCGGCAGCCCAGCUGGAGGCACGGGCCCUGGGGGCCGUGGAGAAGAGGCGCAGAGACGAGGUGGAGCUGGGGGAGAUGGCCGCAAAGCACGAGGAGUGGAAGAGGAACCGGGAGGAGGUGAAGAGACAGGAGCGUGAGCUGAUGGAGGCGCGCUCGCUGCCUCUGAGGAACUACCUGAUGAAGUACGUCAUGCCUUCCCUCAGCCAGGCCAUGCUCGACUGCUGCGCUCAGAAACCAGAGGACCCCAUCGACUAUUUGGCGGAGCAUCUUCUGCAGAACGUGACAGAAGACUCAACGUAAAGGAAACCAUUCUGGGAGAAAUCCAGCAACAAAAAUGUUUUGCUAUUUAUUUUGUGGGAUUUUAUCCUGCUAUUAAUGGAAAAAAAAUAGUAUAUUGAACUUUGUUAACAUAAAAACGGUACCAUUGACAUAAUAAAUAUGCAACAAGUUCCACUGCAUCUCCCGUCA
Gadus morhua (Atlantic cod) is the source of this 2374-nucleotide messenger RNA. RefSeq names its product adenylate kinase 7. Gene Ontology annotation, molecular function: ATP binding; nucleobase-containing compound kinase activity. The transcript has 18 exons. The record is from RefSeq and is a predicted model, not a curated record. NCBI's taxonomy places the organism in Eukaryota, Metazoa, Chordata, Actinopteri, Gadiformes, Gadidae. The coding region runs from base 92 to 2206 and encodes 704 amino acids. Gene Ontology annotation, biological process: nucleobase-containing compound metabolic process.